UUUUCCUUCCAUCUUUGAGCGCGGUUGUUGUGUCCGCGGUGGCGGGGCUUUUUUUCGCCUGUGGCUCGAUGGAGGAUGAAAAUCUCCCGCAGCCCAAAGAAACUCCGAUAAAUUAUUACCGCAUUGUUCAGUCUCCCAGUGUCCGCGGGGUCUCGGCACCCUGACACACCGGAAAUGAGCCGUAUUCAGCGCCGGACUGGAGAUAUUUUGUGAGCGCGAGCGCUGAUAAGAUCUGAGUCCAGGCCUGGCUCAGUAGGUUUCUAUCUGAUACAGUGUUGAAUCUCAGGAUGAGGAAACAUCAACAUUAUAAAGGAGCUGAAGUGAGCUGCUGCGUCAAAUACUUUCUGUUCGGCUUCAACAUCAUCUUCUGGUUGCUGGGAGCAGCGUUCCUGGCUAUCGGACUCUGGGCAUGGGCUGAAAAGGGCGUGUUGUCGAACCUGUCCUCCAUCACGGAUCUGGGCGGCUUCGAUCCCGUGUGGCUCUUCAUCGUAGUCGGAGGGGUGAUGUUCAUCCUGGGCUUUGCCGGCUGCAUCGGCGCUCUGAGAGAAAACACCUUCCUGCUCAAAUUUUUCUCUGUGUUUUUAGGGCUGAUCUUUUUCCUCGAGCUCACUGCUGGAAUUCUGGCCUUCGUCUUUAAAGACUGGAUCAAAGACCAGCUGAACUUCUUCAUCUACAACAACGUCAAAGCGUACAGAGACGACAUCGACCUGCAGAACCUCAUUGAUUUUGCCCAGGAAUACUGGUUGUGCUGUGGUGCCCACGGCCCGGACGACUGGAACCAGAACAUCUAUUUCAACUGCACAAAGCUGAACCCGAGUCGGGAACGCUGCGGUGUGCCUUUCUCCUGCUGCAUCAAGGACCCGUCUGGAGUUCUGAACACUCAGUGCGGAUAUGAUGUUCGGCUUGAAGCAGAACUGGAUCGACAGGACUACAUCUACACUAAGGGGUGUGUGGGGCAGUUCGAAAAGUGGCUGCAGGACAAUUUGAUUGUCGUCGCUGGAAUCUUUGUGGGAAUCGCACUUCUACAGAUCUUCGGCAUCUGCCUCGCCCAGAACCUGGUGAGCGACAUUAAAGCGGUCAAAGCCAACUGGUGACACUACAAAGAGCCGAUUCAGCCGAGUGACCUCUGUCCAUGUGUGUGUGUGU
Molecule: messenger RNA, 1146 nt
Organism: Silurus meridionalis
Lineage: Eukaryota; Metazoa; Chordata; Actinopteri; Siluriformes; Siluridae
Gene: tspan17
Product: tetraspanin 17
Biological process (GO): protein maturation; protein localization to plasma membrane; regulation of vascular endothelial growth factor signaling pathway
Cellular component (GO): membrane
Source: RefSeq, a predicted model, not a curated record